Messenger RNA from Ramularia collo-cygni, 1617 nucleotides. RefSeq names its product related to DHHC-type Zn-finger protein. Gene Ontology annotation, cellular component: endoplasmic reticulum; Golgi apparatus. Lineage: Eukaryota; Fungi; Ascomycota; Dothideomycetes; Mycosphaerellales; Mycosphaerellaceae. The record is from RefSeq and is a predicted model, not a curated record. Bases 1 to 1617 code for a protein of 538 amino acids. Gene Ontology annotation, biological process: peptidyl-L-cysteine S-palmitoylation; protein targeting to membrane. The transcript has a single exon. Gene Ontology annotation, molecular function: protein-cysteine S-palmitoyltransferase activity.
AUGGCAUCGACCUCACCGCCCUUCCACCGCCGCCGGAAGAGCUGGGCACGCAAGAUUGAGCGGUGUUGCUGCUCGACAUUUGCGUACAUUCCACUCACCUUCGUAUACGGAUUGACGACUUGGGCUGUCUGGGUCGCCACGAGGGUUGCACUUCUAGGGGAGAGAGGCCCCGACUCCUACCUCCGCGCGGCGCUCAUUAUUGCACUGUACUCGCUGGCCAUCAUUUCAUACACAACUGCCGUCUUUACAUCUCCAGGCUCACCCGUGGACCCCAAAGUUGAUGCGGCGCGACGGAGGAACGGUGGAGGAUAUGAGGGUCUGCCAACUUUCGAAGAUCACAGCGAUAUCGAUGGGCAGGACGACGGCGGACGGCCGGCGUGGAUGACCAUGACGACGGUGACGGCCAAGAGCACAGGGARGCCGCGUUUCUGCAAGAAAUGUCGUUGUGUGAAGCCCGACCGCUCGCACCAUUGUUCAUCUUGCGGGAGAUGUGUGCUGAAGAUGGAUCAUCAUUGCCCUUGGCUGGCGACAUGCGUUGGACUGCGCAACUACAAGCCAUUCAUGCUCUUCUUGACGUACACGAGUCUGUUCUGCUGGUGGUCUUUCACCAUCUCAUCUCUGUGGGUGUGGACGGCUAUUACGGAUGCUGAGCAGAUGGAUCAGAGUAUGCUGGYAGUCAAUACUAUCUUGUUGUCUGUACUAUCGGGCAUUAUUGGACUGGUCCUGUCAGGCUUUACCGGAUGGCACAUCUAUCUCAUGCUCAGCGGGCAGACAACGAUCGAGAGCCUGGAAAAAACUCGAUAUCUAACUCCUAUGCGUAAGAGCAUGGAGCGCCAACUUCAGCAUCGUCGCAACUACAUUGGCCAAGAUGGUACCGUAGACAGCAAUCUCAGCCCGGAAGACCAGCCUUUUGGUGAAAGACUCAUGGAAAUCCAUGCCAACGCCCUCCCUGGGGUCCUCCGUCCCGAGGAAGGCGAUGUGUCCCUCCGAUCUUCUCGUGCGACUACGCCACUUGCGAAUGGAGAUCCCUCUCCUGCACGUGAAAGCCUCCACCGCUCCUAUGCCGAGCUCGAGGCUCAGAGGGAACGGGAAAGAUACAACACCUACCUUGAUGAGAAAGAUUCAGAGACGUUGCCCAACGCUUUUGAUAAUGGCUGGAAACGUAAUGUUCUACACGUUCUGGGUAGCAAGCCUCUUUUAUGGUUUCUCCCGGUCUGCAAUACGAGCGGGGAUGGCUGGGCUUGGGAUGUUAGUCCCAAAUGGACAGAGGCACGCGCUCGUCUAGAGAGAGAACGUGAGCAGCGUGCAAGAGAAGAAGCAUCCUGGAGUCAGCAGGAAAACCGUCGACCAGCGCCGCCUCCGCCUAGGGAUCUGAGAUGGACGCCUGGCGCAGGAUUUGUAGAUCAUUCGGUAAAACAGCCAGUGAACAACGAGUCAAGUAUGCAGAUGCAGCCCUUGGAUCGAAGGAAGGGACCUGCUGGAGAUGUCGAUGGGGAGGGCUAUGAGACUUCCAGCGACGAGGAGCGUAUGUCUAGAAAGACGGCCGCCACGUCUAAUUGGAAUGAUAUACCCGAUGCAUUCCUCGACUCUGGACGCGGCCGCAAGAAGGGGGACUAG